This is a messenger RNA of Cucurbita pepo subsp. pepo (vegetable marrow), 1277 nucleotides long. The record is from RefSeq and is a predicted model, not a curated record. NCBI's taxonomy places the organism in Eukaryota, Viridiplantae, Streptophyta, Magnoliopsida, Cucurbitales, Cucurbitaceae.
UUUCCUCCCUUUUUCCCACUGCCAUUUCUCCUCUCUCUCCCUCUUUUCCCUCUCCUUAGAUGAAACUACGCACAAUAACUAACCAAACCCAAAAAAGGGGAAAAUUAAUUUUAAGAUCCAAGAUCUGGACUUUCAGACACUAAAUGCUGCUGCUUUCCUUCUUCUCUUAUCUGAUCUAAGGUGAUUUUUCCAGAUCCCAUCAAGUUUCUGUUACCUAAUCAUAUUCUUUUGAACUAUUAAUCAUGCAAAGGAGGCAACCUACUUCCACGCGCCGCAAUGGAAGCUUUCCAUUUGCUGGGGCUCUAAACGCGAAAUCAAAAUCAUCUCCCCUGUUAUCUAUUUGCCUGGUCCUUGUGGGAGCAGUUCUUCUACUUGUCUAUGCAUUUAGUGGACCAGGUUCAUUUGGAGGCAACAAGAUAGUCAGCAAGAUUGAAGGUGAUUUUUCAUGCACAUUGGAGUUGUUGAAAGCAGUACCCAUCUUAAAGAAAGCAUAUGGCGAUAGUAUGAACAAAGUUUUGCAUGUUGGUCCGGAUACCUGCUCUGUGGUAUCCAAGCUAUUGAAAGAAGGUGAAACAGAAGCAUGGGGCAUAGAACCAUAUGAAAUUGAGGAUGUCGAUGGAAACUGCAAAUCACUUGUGAACAAAGGCAUUGUUCGUGUGGCGGAUAUCAAAUUCCCUCUACCCUAUAGAGCAAAGUCAUUUUCUCACGUUAUUGUGUCAGAUGCAAUGGAUUACCUAUCCCCCAAAUACCUGAACAAAACUCUUCCGGAAUUUGCAAGGGUUUCUUCUGAUGGUCUUGUUAUAUUUUCUGGUUCACCUGGUCAGCAGAAAGCAAAAGUAAACGAGCUAACAAAGUUUGGACGGCCGGCCAAAAUGAGGAGCUCGUCUUGGUGGAUUCGAUUUUUCACCCAAACAAGCUUAGAAGAGAACGAAGGCGCUGCCAAGAAAUUUAAGCAAGCAGCAUCCAAGCAGUCUUACAAGCCCGGCUGCCAAGUUUUCCAUCUCAAUUCAUACCAUUGAUAUCAAAUCAUAAGAUAUGAAAUCAUUUCUUACCCUCUUUUUUGUCUCUUUCUCUUGUCAUUCUUAUGUUAUAAACAAACAUAAAAGAAGCUAGACAGGUGGAGAAUCAGCAAUUGAUGUACGCGUUUUUUUCCUUUUUCUUUUUCUUCUUUGGGUGGUGGGAUUGGGGAAAUGUCAUUGGCACAAUAUUGUCAACACGGGAGACUUUAGUGUUCUCAAGGUUACUAUAUAUAUAUAUAUAUAUUAAUUAUUUUUAUU